Sinocyclocheilus rhinocerous is the source of this 1646-nucleotide messenger RNA. RefSeq lists its product as uncharacterized. The record is from RefSeq and is a predicted model, not a curated record. The transcript is spliced from 4 exons. NCBI's taxonomy places the organism in Eukaryota, Metazoa, Chordata, Actinopteri, Cypriniformes, Cyprinidae. Bases 1 to 663 code for a protein of 220 amino acids.
AUGAUUACUGACCCCAAACUUUUUGCUCAGGCCCCUCCUUCGAUGCAAGCCAAGAUUUCCCCUAGUUCUGAUUCAUACGUCAUCUCUGUCCUGUCUUCAGGUGAUUAUCUCUGUGUGUCGUCUGCGGCUCACAUCUCACGUAGAAGAAACGGAGUGACUGAUGUCAACAUGACCUCAAGCUCUGGCGGCGAUCAGACACAGUCCUCUACUAACAUCUCCAACAGCACUGAGCCAACGCCGCACACAGACACAACAACAGGUACGACAUUUACUUACUCUGGAGGAACGGCGAGCUGUGAGAGACGUCUUCACGCUGACACAACCGAAGAACAGACGCAUCUUUGUGGAUUCGCCAGGCUUUUGCGUCUCUGCAGAAACGCUCAAGCACACAAACACACACUAUUUACAUAUUUUCCAGAAAGUGCGCUAGUAUUAUUCUCUCUCUCUUUCUCCGUUUUGGUUCUUAUAGACAAUAGCAAAGUGUCCACUGACCCGCUGCUUGCUGGACUGGUGUCAGCGUUCGUCGUCGUCGCUGCCAUCGUGUCGGUCCUCAUAUUCCUCAAAUUCAGAAACACAAGUGACGGUCCAGAGUUUCACAGACUUCAAGACCUCCCCAUGGAUGAUAUGCUGGAGGACGCGCCUCUCUCCAUGUACAGCUACUGAAAACCCAGAUGUUCCUCAGACAUCUUCAGAGCGCCCAACAUCCUCUGAUCAACACAACACACACAGACACAAUUAAAUGGCUGAUGUGCUUCAUAGAGGCACAAACACUUCUGUUCUGUUACAGGACUAAAUGUAGCGUAAUACUCCACUUUAGUUGUUAAAUUCACCGUGGCCGUCAGUUCCUGUUCGUUGGGAAGUUUUCUUGCACUUUACGUGGGGUUUGGAAGGGCUGUGUGCUGCAGGAAUAUUUGGGAGUAGAAUGUAGAAACAAUUUUGGAUGCCCUGAGGGUGAGCAAAUGUUCAUUUUUUGGUGAAUUAUUCCUUGAAAGAAAUGUUCCAAGUUCAAUACAAGUUGUCGAUCACCACACAAAAUUUCAACCUCUAUCUCAGUCAGCAACAAUCAUGUUUACAGUAAUACACUUAUAGUGCAAGUCUGUGGGGUACCAGAAUAAACAUUAAAAAAAGCAUUUUCUACAGUACAGCCACAAGACUUAAACAAUAUUCAUGUUAACAUGACACUAAUGUGAUAAUAGUCUACUAAGCUUAUCUGUAUGAAGUUUUAUUCAGUUUUCCAACUCCUGUAAAGCUGCUAAACCCUGUAACUUUUGCAUGACAUGCAAAAGGAGAGACCUUCUAUAGUAAGUGCAUUACUGUAAACUGAUUUUUGCUUGUUUUUACAAACUGAGGGAUGAAAUUAUUUGAAAUGCAGCUGAACCUUCACUACUGUAUGAACGACAUCAGUAAUGAUUUCCCAGUGUUCAUUUCACUUCAUUCGGUUUAGUUCCCAAGGACACUUCCACCCGUGAGAAAUAGCAUUUUUGUCAGUUUUAUAGAUGUUCAGUUACCAAAUGAAAAUUUGGAAUUGUUUACAUCAUUUCGAAUGUCAUCAAUUAGACAAAACAACACUGAAAAUGCAACUGGCUCGUGGCUCAUGAUGUUACAAAAUUCAACUGUUUUCAAAAAUCCAUUUGUGUGCACUUUGA